Messenger RNA from Meloidogyne enterolobii, 213 nucleotides. NCBI's taxonomy places the organism in Eukaryota, Metazoa, Nematoda, Chromadorea, Rhabditida, Meloidogynidae. The record is from the annotation of a GenBank genome assembly.
AUGGGCAACAGAAUAAACAAGGGUUGUGGUAAAUGUGAUUCUACGACAUGCAAAGACUGUAUAGGAAAUUUGUGCAAUGGCGGAGAUAAAUUUACAUAUUAUUGUUUGGACAAAGAUGGAAGAAGUUUAAAAGAAUGUGAAAAACCAGAAUGUUUUAUUUCUAAAGGUACAAAUAAUUAUUUUAACGGGUCUUGCGAAGGAUAUUUCUAUUAA